Messenger RNA from Rhea pennata, 1629 nucleotides. Its product is annotated as cytochrome P450 2D6-like. Bases 1 to 1629 code for a protein of 542 amino acids. Gene Ontology annotation, molecular function: heme binding; oxidoreductase activity, acting on paired donors, with incorporation or reduction of molecular oxygen, reduced flavin or flavoprotein as one donor, and incorporation of one atom of oxygen; iron ion binding. Gene Ontology annotation, biological process: xenobiotic metabolic process. The transcript has 9 exons. NCBI's taxonomy places the organism in Eukaryota, Metazoa, Chordata, Aves, Rheiformes, Rheidae. Gene Ontology annotation, cellular component: intracellular membrane-bounded organelle; cytoplasm. The record is from RefSeq and is a predicted model, not a curated record.
AUGUUCUCUGGAAGUCAAAUUUUUAUGGCCAUCUUUGUCUUUCUCUUUGUCUGGAUUUCUCUGAUAUACCUGAACAUCCAGAGGGCCCGAAGGAAACUGCCUCCAGGACCAAUACCUCUCCCUUUAAUUGGCAAUCUGGCAACACUGGACUUCCAAAUUCAUCAUGAAACACUCUUAAAGGUGGCCAGGAGGUACGGAAAUAUAUCCACACUGUGGCUGGGAAGAACACCAGUGAUUGUGCUGAACGGAUUCCAAGCAGUGAAGGAUGCCUUGAUUGGUCAUGCUGAAGAAUUUGCUGAGAGACCUAUAACACCCUUCUUUAGGGAUGUCGUGGGAGGCCCCUACGGCAUCAUCUUUUCCAAUGGGCACACCUGGAAACAGCAGAGACGGUUCAGCCUGAUGACUCUGCGGAACCUGGGUCUAGGCAAGAAAAGCCUGGAAGCCUGGAUCCAGGAGGAAGCCAACUGCCUUGUCAAGGUCUUUGCCAGACAAAAAGGCAGACCUAUGGAUCCCUCUCUCCCCAUCCUUUCUUCCGUUAACAACGUGAUUGCUGGUGUGCUUUUUGGACAUUGCUUCUCUAGAGAGGCUGAUGCGUUCCAGAGGCUGCUCAAAGGCUCCCAGGCCAUGGCAGAAUUCCAAGGCACCUUCUGGCCUCGACUCUAUGAUACUUUUCCAUCAUUGUUGAAGUUCUUAAGCCCUGUGUUAAUGAAAUCGCUGGUGGCAUUAAAACACUUGCAGGAUCUACGUACAGUUAUUAAGGAUGAGAUCAGGAACCACCAGAAGAGCUGGGUGCCUGGAGAGCCACGAGAUUUCAUUGAUGCAUACCUAGCUCAGAUGUUAAAGGCAAAGGAUGAUCCAGCUUCUACGUUUAAAGAGACCAACAUGGUGCAAGUGAUCACGGAUCUCUUCAUAGCAGGUUCAGACACCACCACUAUCACCUUAUGCUGGGCUCUCCUCUACAUGAUGAUUUAUCCAGAAGUACAAGAACGAGUCCAAGAAGAAUUGGAUGCUAUCAUUGGUCCAUCUCGUGCAAUUGAAUAUAAAGACCGAGUGAUCCUACCAUACACAAAUGCAGUUCUGCAUGAGAUUCUGCGUUAUAGUAGCAUAAGUGCUGUGGGGGUUAUGCGCAAGUGCACCCAGGAUACCAUUCUACAAGGCUUCUCUAUCACUAAGGGCACUUUAAUUUUCCCCAACAUAUUUUCUGUCCUGUAUGACAAAGAGCAAUGGGUGACUCCUUGGAAGUUUAACCCUGGUCAUUUCCUGGACAAGGAUGGAAACUUUGUGAACAGAGAAGCCUUUAUGCUGUUUUCCGCAGGCCACCGGGUGUGUUUGGGGGAAGGGCUGGCCAGGAUGAACCUCUUCAUCAACUUCGCCAGCCUGCUGCGGGCGUUCACCUUCCGACUGCCAGCGGGAGUGAAGGAAGCUGAUGACUGGCCCAUUGUGGGGUUCAUCCUCCAGCCGCACCCGUACAAGACCUGCGCCAUCCCUCGCCAGACGCUGGCGGUGGAGGAAGGGGGGGACGCAGGCCGCACGGCUGAGGGUCAUCCUGUGGCUGCAGGAGCUACCCGGGAGUUUGAGGUGUUGAAUAGCCACCGUUUAUUACCUGAGAGAAGCAAACAACACAAAUAA